Molecule: messenger RNA, 2616 nt
Organism: Sardina pilchardus (European sardine)
Lineage: Eukaryota; Metazoa; Chordata; Actinopteri; Clupeiformes; Clupeidae
Product: N-acylneuraminate cytidylyltransferase-like
Exons: 8
Coding region: 253-1533 (426 amino acids)
Molecular function (GO): N-acylneuraminate cytidylyltransferase activity
Source: RefSeq, a predicted model, not a curated record
CUUCCUGGUCCCUUUUACAGAGCUGCUACAGAGACGACACGUUCUCCAGAUAUGAUAUACUUCGCUAAAUCGGUGUUGUUCAUGACCGUAACAAACGACAAAACCUCGUGAUAGUUAGCGGAAAGAAUUCAUUUCAAUUCGACUUUGUGGCGCAAACAGUAGCGUGCACAGCAGUCUUCUCUGGAUCGCAGUUUCCGUUGUAAACGCGACGUACUCGGUCAUAUCCUUAACGUUACCUCCUUUAGGCUAGGUAUGGCAGCAGCAAAGAAACGGCCUUUUCUUGGAGGUGAAGAUAUGGAUGGCAAAAAAGUGAAAGACGGUAAACCACACAUUGCAGCACUAAUUCUCGCAAGAGGAGGCAGCAAAGGAAUACCCCUGAAAAACAUCAAAAUGCUCGCCGGCGUCCCACUCCUUGGUUGGGUUCUUCGGGCUGCAGUGGAUUCAGAAUUGUUUGACAGCAUUUGGGUUUCCACCGACCAUGACGAAAUUGAGAAAGUGGCGAAGGCAUGGGGAGCCCAGAUACAUCGCAGGAGCCCUGAGGUGUCCAGAGAUUCAUCCAGCUCUUUGGAGACCAUUCAGGAGUUUGUUCGACUAAACCCCGGAGUCAACAUAAUCUGCAACAUCCAGGCUACAGCUCCUUGCUUGCAUCCUGAUCAUCUGAAGAAGGCGCUAGCAAAGAUUACAGAGGAGGGAUUCGAAUCUGUCUUUUCUGUUGUCCGGCGACAUCAUUUUCGCUGGCAAGAGGUCAAAAAAGGAGCAGGUGGUAGCACAGUACCGCUGAACCUGGACCCCAGUAGACGGCCGCGACGGCAAGACUGGGACGGGGAGCUGUGUGAGAAUGGCUCAUUUUACGUCACCUCCAGGGACCUAAUUGAGAAAGGCAUCCUACAGGGUGGUAAGGUUGCCUACUUUGAGAUGGGCGCAGAAUACAGUGUGGACAUUGAUGUUGACAUUGACUGGCCUGUGGCAGAGCAGCGAGUCCUCAGGUAUGGAUACUUUGGCAAGGAGAAGCCUGAGGUGAUCCGGCUGCUGCUGUGUAACUUGUCUGGCUGCCUGACUGAUGGUCAGAUCUACGUCUCUGCAGAUGGCCUGGAAAUGGUGUCUCUCAAUACCAGAGACAGCAUGGGCAUUCGCAUGCUGCAGAAGGAAGGGGUGGAGGUAAUUGUUAUCUCCUCCAUCGGUAACCCAAUACCUAAGGUCAUGGUGGAGAAGCUGUCCAAACAGAUUGGCUGUGAGAUCAGGCACAACGUGGAGGACAAGCUGUCGGAGGUGGCCAAACUGAGGAAGGAGCGGAAUUUAAAGUGGAAGGAAGUUGCCUAUAUGGGGAAUGAUGAUCCUGACGUGCAGUGUCUGAACCAGUCAGGCCUGAGCUCAGUACCACAGGACGCCCCAUUGGUGUCGCGCAACGAUGCAAAGUACAUCUGCCACAGUGCAGCCGGACGUGGAGCGCUCCGUGAGUUCGCCGAGCACAUCCUCCAGCUCAAUAAGAAGGCGAAUGCCCAGAUGGAACAGGACCGUAUUCACCGGGACUAGAGAACCAUGUUCUACAGAACGUCAUACACAAACACUGGUUUGAAGUCCAGAGAUUUUUUUUUUUUUUUUUUAUCCAUAGAGAAUAAAACAACUUGUUUUAUGAAGGUUUUUUGGGGGAUGGAACACUGUUAUUUUUAAAAAGCAUGUUUAGGAACUAUGAAAGAGUCUGUCAUAGAGUUUGAUAUUAUGGUACUUUCCCUGUUUGUUUUGUUUGUCUAAGCUCUUUUGGGAUUCAGAACGUAAUUGUGCAAUAAUAAGCAUCACUGCUGUUCUACAUUCUGUACUACAACCAGAGAAUGUUGGGUUAAGUAACUUUUUAAAUGUUGGUUUAUUUAUUUGAAUCAUGUUUUGUUUUACUUCAUUUGUACCUUGUGCCAUGAUUUCUGUGUCUAAUUUGAGUCAGCGAGAUAGACCCUAAUAAGGUCACAAAGUUUGUAAGUGCAAUGUUACUCAGCCUUCCACCAAAUGCCCAGAGGUGAAUAGUGAAUAUUACAAAGCAAUGUUUGUAGUAAGGCUUCAGGAGAAACCGCUGAUCUCAAAACAACAUGCUUCUUUACAAACAAUAGCUGCUUAGUGCAGUGUUCUUUUACAGAUCAAGGGUUACUCCCAAAGAUACCCGGGUUAAAACAGUGUCCUUGCUGAGUAGCGCAGCCCUCAGUUACUGGGUCAUACUUGCCUGUCUUGCUUUCUCUGUGUCUGGCUUGAUAAGACAGCCAAUAGGAAAAUGAUCGCGACAAUGCAACAAUCUAUGGGAAGAGGCAACAGUAGCCGAAUAGCAGAGGGACAUAGGCCUACAUCACUUACAUUUUAGACUUGGCUGAUAACUCUAACUGCCUUUUAUUAUCUGCAUUUUUAUUUUAUUGGUAUGUUGUGUGUGUGUGUGUGUCACUUUAAUCAUGCAUGCAUAGAUCAAUGUGAAGAAUGUCUGUAUGUCAGUCAUUAUUUUUUCUUACUACUUCAUCUGUGAAGAUGAUUGGUCAUGUUUGUUUUGGGGUUUGUUGAAGAUAAACAUAUAUGGGACAAUGGGCAAUCUAUAUAGUAGGCCUAAUGUUUGCUCAAUAAACAUGUAUUUCUUGAAUUUGA